AUCAAUUAAGAGAAUACUAACAGAAAUAAAAGAACUUGAAAGGGAGAUUUCCAAAACUAUUGCUAAACGAAUUUAAUUAUGGUUGCCGAAGAUAAAAUUAAAAAUCAACGACUCCAACUGUUGAUGACCUGGAACAGUCAUCAAUGGAUUCUGAUUCAUCUGAAGAUGUUGUUGGUGAAACUCCUGCUGCCGGUGAAGGGGAAUCCUCUGACGAGAGAAAUGAACCUGUUUCUCAAUCCAAAGAGUCGGAGGAGGAUAGAAUCAACCGAAUAGUGGAUGAAAGAGUUGGUAGAAUCGUUUCAUCUAUGUCCCAGAAUUCUGGAGAAUUACCUCAAGGUAAUCAGAGAGCGAAACGUGCUAAAAAGUCAAAAAAGGCCAAACCAGUAGAAAUGGAAGAGACUCUGAAUGACGAGAGUAUGUCUGAAGAAGAAAACGCUUCAGGUUAUGUUUCAAAGACUAAGUCCAAGCGUCGUCGAUUCUAUGGCUACUCUUCAAACAAGCCUUACGAGCCUGAAGUUUUCAUGGCUUGGGUUAAUUAUAUUGAUUCCCGUUAUAAGACCUUAAGGAAGAAUUAUGGCUCGAUGUAUGAUGUUGUUGAAGACUUAACCAGGGAUGAAGCAAACAAAUGGCUAUUGAAUAAUACGACAACAAAUGAAGGUACUUCGUGGGAGGAAAUUCGUAAAGAGUUUAUCUGUAGAUAUAUUCCUGCUGAUUAUGGUCCCUUCUUAGCAAAGAAAUGGGAAACCUUACUCCAAGGUCAUGAUGAGGUUGCUAGGUAUAAUGCUUAUACGAUGUCAGUGAUUUCUGAAAUCCGUAGCUAUGAAGUCUUAACCAAAGGUAUCAAACCGCCUGUCUUAAAUGGGCCUUUGGAUGAUGAAAUAAUUAAGAAACACUAUCUUAAAGGAUUGAAUAUACAAUAUCUUAAUCUUAUUCCCGAAGGUAUUGUGACUACUCUUCCUCUCAAACGGAUUUUUGAGAUUACAGAAGGUCUUGUGGAAUAUUGGAACGCAAUAACUUGCAGACAAAAAGAACUUGGCCUGCUUAAAGUAUUAGCUAAUAAUGUCAAAUGGACUAACAACGAGAGACGUCACAAGCAUCAGAUGAAGUUAGAAGCUCCAUCUGCCAAGAAGAGAACUUAUGAGAGUUCAAAGCCUCAAAAGCAAUACGAAGCAAAAUAUAGUAAAGAUCCUAUGAGAGAUGUUAGAGUUCCUAGACCAGAAACUGUUCCUAAACCUGCUAGAAAUAGCUGUUUUCAGUGUGGUGAACUAGGUCAUUUUGCUAAUGUUUGUCCAAAAAAAGAGGAACGUCCUCACUGAGGGACGAUAAAGAAAUCAGCAAGGCUUCCCUAAAUAAGGAGGCAUCGUUAGAACUUCGAUCCUUCGAUAGACUUGCUGUUGAAAAUCAAGGGAAGUCAAAGAAAAGAAAGUUGGAAAAGAGAAAACCUUCCAAGUCAGAGAAAUCUGAAGAAGCUGUUGAAGUUAAUAAAGAGUUAGAUGAAAUACAUCAUUUUAGAGAAAAAGUUAUGAAUGAAGUGGAAGAAAGCUGGUCAAAAGAAAAAGAAGUAGUUGGAGAAAAUAUAUCUGCUACUCCUCCGAAGUCUCGUUUUACAGUGCCGGUUGAUUUUGAAAAACGCCAAUUCGGGGCUAUUGUUGACUCUGGUGCUGAAAUGAAUUUUGUAAGUUCCGAGUUAGUUCCGGAGAAUGUCAAGCGUAAAUGUCAGCCUGUCCAAUUGAAGGGUGUAUUCGGUAGUGGCAAGGUUGCUAGUCAGAAAGCUUGUUUACGAUUUAGAAU
Messenger RNA from Hyphopichia burtonii NRRL Y-1933, 1791 nucleotides. Its product is annotated as zinc finger CCHC domain-containing protein. Gene Ontology annotation, molecular function: zinc ion binding; nucleic acid binding. Bases 144 to 1316 code for a protein of 390 amino acids. Lineage: Eukaryota; Fungi; Ascomycota; Pichiomycetes; Serinales; Debaryomycetaceae. The record is from RefSeq and is a predicted model, not a curated record. The transcript has a single exon.